AUGGGCCCCUGGACGGCACGGGGGCCGCCCGCCCUCCUGCGGCCGCCGGUGCCCGUGCUGGUGCUGGUGCAGGUGCAGGUGCUGGUGCUGGUGCUGCUGGUGGUGCUGCUGGCGGCCGCGCCCGCUGCGGGCAAGGGCUGUGUCUGCACGGACAAAGGCCAGUGCUUCUGCAGCGGGGCCAAAGGGGAGAAGGGAGAGAAAGGUCUUCCCGGACCCGCUGGUUCUCCUGGUCUGAAGGGAUUCCCAGGUCCUGAAGGCUCACCUGGACUACAGGGACCCAAGGGCGCUCCAGGACUUCCAGGACUCACUGGUCCCAAAGGUGUAAGGGGAAUAACUGGAUUACCAGGAUUUUCAGGGCCUCCUGGACUUCCAGGCAGCCCUGGCUAUCCUGGACCUUAUGGUCCUGCUGGUUUACCAGGAUGCAAUGGUUCUAAGGGUGAGCAAGGAUUCCCAGGAUUUCCAGGGACACCAGGCUACCCAGGGGUCCCGGGUGCCAUUGGCUUAAAAGGAGAAAAGGGUGCUCCCGCUGAAGGAAAAGAUAUAGAAUAUGAUGGAAAAGGGGAUCCCGGGCUGCCAGGAGCUCCAGGAAUCCAGGGUUUGCCGGGCCUCCCAGGUUUUCCUGGACCCGUGGGCCCACCUGGCCCUCCGGGAUUCUUUGGUUUGCCAGGAACCAUGGGGUCUCCAGGACUUAAGGGUCACAUGGGUGAUAAUGUGAUUGGACAAAAAGGAGAAAGGGGUGUGAAAGGAUUAAUAGGACCUCCUGGACCACCAGGAACUGUUAUUGUGACGCUGACUGGCCCAGAUAACAGAACGGAACUCAAAGGGGAGAAGGGAGACAAGGGCACCAUUGGCCAACCCGGACCUCCUGGACCCAGAGGACCACCAGGAGACUCUUAUGGAUCAGAAAAAGGUGCCCCUGGAGAACCUGGCUCACAGGGGAAACCUGGAAAAGACGGAGCCCCGGGGUUCUCUGGCACUGAGGGACCCAAAGGCAGCAGAGGCUUCCCUGGGUUGAGGGGCGAAGAUGGCAUUAAGGGAUGGAAAGGGGACAUUGGCCCUCCAGGAUUUCGUGGCCCAACAGAAUAUUAUGAUGCAUACGCGGUAAAGGGAGAUGAGGGAACUCCAGGCCCUCCAGGCCCCAAAGGAGCUCGUGGCCCACAGGGUCCCAUUGGCCCCCCCGGAGAUCCCGGAAGGCCUGGGUCAUCAAAGCCUGGCCUCAGAGGACCCCCUGGACCACCAGGCAUGAAAGGAAGUAAAGGGGAGCGAGGACCCCCAGGAAAGAAUGCAGUGGGGUCUCCCGGGGCCUCGGGUUGUCCUGGUUCACCAGGCCCUCCAGGGCUGCCGGGACCUCCGGGACCACCAGGUGACAUCGUAUAUCGCAAAGGUCCCCCUGGACAAGGUGGACAUCCAGGCCAUGUGGGGCCUCCAGGAAUCCCAGGUGUCGAUGGGCGCAAAGGGGAGCCAGGCCUCGUGUGCACAGACUGUCCUUGUGUCCCAGGGCCUCCGGGUCUCCCAGGACUGCCGGGAUUUGAUGGCUUAAAAGGAACUCCAGGAGGACGAGGGGCAGCUGGCAUUAAAGGAAGCCCAGGGUCCCCAGGAAGUGUGGGUCUCCCAGGAAACCCAGGAUUCCCGGGUGCUCAGGGUGAUCCAGGACUGAAAGGAGAGAAAGGCGAAGCAGCUGGGCCAGAGGGAGAAGUGGGUAGUCCAGGGGACCCGGGACCCAGGGGGCAGCCUGGAAGAGGUGGCUUGGAUGGAAUUCCUGGAACCCCUGGAGUGAAAGGAUUACCGGGACCUAAAGGUGAACCGGCUCUCAGUGGUGAGAAGGGGGACCCGGGUCCUCCAGGGGAUCCUGGAAUCCCUGGGUCCCCGGGACCCGCAGGACCAGCUGGGCCACCAGGCUAUGGACCGCAGGGAGAGCCUGGCCCAAAGGGCGCCCAAGGAGUUCCCGGAGCCCCUGGACCACCUGGAGACGCCGGUCCUAGGGGAGAGUUCAGUGUUUCAACACCGGUCCCCGGGCUCCCAGGACCCCCAGGGCCUCCAGGCCACGCUGGCCCCCGAGGCCCACCUGGCUUCCCGGGAGAACCAGGAAAAUGUGAGCCAGGUACUCCUGGGCCUGACGGGGAUCCAGGAAUUCCAGGAAUUGGACUCCCUGGGCCUCCUGGACCUAAAGGAGACCGAGGUUUUCCGGGAACUAAAGGAGCACCAGGUUGUCCCGGAGAAAUGGGGAAGCCAGGGUUACCUGGAAAUCCAGGCCUCCCAGGAGCCAAGGGAGAACCAGGACUAGCCAUGCCUGGAGAACCAGGAAUACCAGGUUUUCCAGGAGAAAGAGGCAAUCCUGGGGAAAAUGGAGAAAUUGGACUCCCUGGAUUUCCAGGUCUCCCUGGAAUUCCAGGAACUGGAGGGCUUGAUGGACCACGAGGUAGAAAAGGUGAAGCAGGACCAAAGGGAGACCCAGGAAUUCCAGGUUUGGAUAGAUCAGGACUUCCUGGAGAACCUGGACCACCAGGAAUGCCAGGUCAUCAGGGCGAGAUGGGACCACCUGGUCAGAAAGGAUAUCCAGGAAACCCAGGAUUUUUAGGGCCACCAGGUGAAAGAGGAACCAUUGGGAUGAUGGGAUAUCCAGGCACUAUUGGCCUUCCGGGGCCUCCUGGGACCCCAGGCUCCCCAGGACAGAAGGGUCGCUUUGGAAUCCCAGGAGCAAAGGGGGAGCGAGGACCCCCAGGAGCCAAGGGGGAUAAAGGAGCCAAAGGACCUCCCGGGCCUUCUCAAAUAUCUCACUUACUGGGGGACAAAGGAGAGCCAGGCCUCAAAGGGUUUGCAGGACAGCCGGGUGAGAAAGGAGACAGAGGCAUUCCCGGGUUCCCGGGUUUAGAAGGACGCAGAGGGCCACCUGGACCACCAGGACCACCAGGCCCCAGAGGAGAUCCUGGAAGCCAUGGGAAUCCUGGAGAACCGGGCCCCCGGGGAGUGCCAGGAAGCAUGGGGCACAUGGGGGUGCCAGGCUCCAAAGGAAAGAGGGGAACUUUGGGACUCCCAGGUCUCCCUGGAAAAACAGGCCUCCCAGGUGUUCAUGGUCCCCAAGGAGAUAAGGGAGAGCCGGGUUAUUCAGAAGGCACAAGGCCAGGACCACCAGGACCCAAGGGAGAACCAGGAUUGCCAGGUGUCAUGGGAAUGAAAGGAGAAAGAGGGCCACCUGGGCCGCCUGGACAUUCAGGACCCGCUGGACCUGACGGAGUCCCCGGACAUCCCGGAAGUCCCGGCCACCCAGGAAAGCCGGGUCCUGAUGGUGACAUGGGGUCGAGAGGAAUGAAAGGUUUCCCUGGAUUUCCAGGAACAAAAGGCCCUCCAGGCCCUCCAGGAUUCCCAGGAGACCCUGGCCCCAUGGGUAUGAGAGGAGACCAAGGAGGUGACGGGAUUCCUGGUCCAGCAGGAGAAAAGGGAGAAACGGGUUUGCUGGGGGCACUUCCAGGCCCAAAAGGAAAGCGUGGUGUUCAAGGAGCGAAAGGAGACAGAGGAGCCCCAGGCUUGCCCGGCCUUCCCGGCAGGAAGGGGGCAGUGGGAGAUGUUGGGUCUCGAGGACCCCCAGGAGUGCCAGGAUUCCCAGGGCCACCAGGUUUCCCUGGUGCAGUCAUCCCUGGCCAAAAAGGAGACCGAGGCCCACCAGGCCCAAGAGGAAAUCCAGGUGAGCCUGGUCCCCCUGGACCUCCGGGGAGUCACAUCAAAGGCAUAAAGGGAGACAAGGGAUUUAUGGGUGAGCCAGGCCCAAGAGGCCCACCUGGAGCCGCAGGAGACACGGGGCCUCCAGGUCCUCCCGGAGCUCCCGGUACUCCAGGUCUGCCGGGGCCCAGAGGUGACCCUGGGUUCCAAGGAUUUCCAGGCAUGAAAGGAGAGAAGGGUAAUCCAGGAUUUCCAGGAUCAAUUGGACCUCCAGGGCAAACUGGGCCCAAAGGGCCACCAGGUGUACGUGGAGAACCUGGCACAGUUAAGAUCAUCUCCCUUCCAGGAAGUCCAGGCCCACCUGGCCGAGCUGGAGAACCAGGGAUGCAAGGAGAACCUGGGCCACCAGGGCCACCGGGAGUCCUAGGACCCUGUGGGCCAAGAGGUAAACCAGGCAAGGAUGGAAAACCUGGAACCCCUGGACCACCUGGAGAAAAAGGCAGCAAAGGUUGUAAAGGAGAGCAAGGACCACCUGGAUUUGAUGGACGGCCAGGUUUGAAGGGGAUACCUGGUGACACCGGACCACCUGCAACCAGGACAACGAUGAGAGGCUUUCUUUUCACCCGCCAUAGUCAGACCACAGCAAUUCCUUCCUGUCCAGAAGGAACAGAGCCACUCUAUAGUGGGUUCUCUCUUCUUUUUAUACAAGGAAACGAACAAGCUUAUGGACAAGACCUGGGAACUCUUGGAAGCUGCCUACAGCGAUUUACCACAAUGCCAUUCCUAUUCUGUAACAUCAAUGAAGUAUGUAAUUUCGCAUCUCGAAAUGAUUAUUCAUACUGGCUGUCAACACCAGCUCCGAUGCCAAUGGACAUGGCUCCAGUUACUGGCAGGGCCCUGCAGCCUUAUAUUAGCAGAUGCACUGUCUGUGAAGGUCCUGCGAUUGCCAUAGCCAUUCACAGCCAAACCACUGACAUUCCCGUAUGUCCCCAUGACUGGAUUUCUCUCUGGACAGGAUUUUCUUUCAUCAUGUUCACAAGUGCAGGUUCUGAGGGCUCUGGGCAAGCACUGGCAUCCCCCGGGUCCUGCUUGGAAGAAUUCCGAGCCAGUCCCUUCAUAGAAUGUCAUGGAAGAGGAACAUGCAACUACUAUUCAAAUUCCUACAGUUUCUGGUUGGCUUCACUAAACCCAAAAAGAAUGUUCAGAAAACCUAUUCCAUCAACUGUGAAAGCUGGGGAGUUAGAAAAGAUCAUAAGUCGCUGUCGGGUGUGCAUGAAGAGAAGACAAUGA
Pipistrellus nathusii (Nathusius's pipistrelle) is the source of this 4947-nucleotide messenger RNA. The record is from the annotation of a GenBank genome assembly. Lineage: Eukaryota; Metazoa; Chordata; Mammalia; Chiroptera; Vespertilionidae.